Molecule: messenger RNA, 1568 nt
Organism: Rubroshorea leprosula
Lineage: Eukaryota; Viridiplantae; Streptophyta; Magnoliopsida; Malvales; Dipterocarpaceae
Source: the annotation of a GenBank genome assembly
ACUCCUCUCACGCGGCAGCAGUAAUCUUUGGCCAACUCAAGAAACCCAUUACAAGAGUUAUGGGAAAACGAAAGCUAUUGAAUAAAAAACGCAAGGAUGUCAAUUCACAGACACAAUCAAAACGCCAAAGGCAAAUUGAUGAUGAGCAUCAAACCUUAACGCCUACUCAUGUUGAGCACACACAAUCACAACUUGAGGAUCCGAUUCAAAUGGAGGAUAAUUUUCCCUCUCCCAUACAUUCUAAUGAUGAAGUUCCUUCCCAACAUCAGCAGUUGCCAGAAGAAAUUGGGCAUUCACUAAGGAGAACUCAACAAAAAAGGUUUCGUGGUCCCACUUUUAUGCCUGAUUUGUGGGAACUGCCAGCCAAGGAAUGUAUUCUGGUCGAAUUAAAUGAUUUCGGCCAACCGAUCGGGGAGGAAGCAUGUUCCCUCACGCGAUUCAUAGGGGUCUUAGUUAGAACUCACACAUAUGCUCCGAUAGACAUUAAAUCUUGGAAAGAAAUGCCGCAAGAAUAUAGGGAUGCGAUGCUGACUUUGAUUGAGUCAAAGUUUCAAUUUACACCACAUCCCUUUGAAGCAACGAAAACGUGGAUCCUUAGGGACAUGGCUAAUAAAUGGAGGCAAUGGAAAAGAUAUUUGAAAGAGAAAGCCUAUGAUCCGACCAAGAGUAGGAAGGAGAUGGCAAAGAACAUUCCUGAUACUCGAGUUGAUAAAAGACAGUAUAGAAAGCUUGUUAAAUAUUGGUGCAGUAAAAAAGCAAAGAAGAAAAAAGAAGGAGUUACCCCUUCUAGGGCAAAAGUCUACAUUACUACUCGAACCUCUGAGCAUGGUGGGUUUUUGUCGAAUGAGACACAAGCUACAGUGGAAAAAAUGGACACUAUGAUCGCUCAGGAUGUUGAUUAUGAGAACACGCUAGGUACUGAAUCAUGGGAAGAUGAUUUAUACUCUAAAGUAAAAGGAAUUGACAAGGGAGGUCGUGUUCGAUGUAUGGGAAUGAUUUCAAAAUCAUUGAAAACUACUACGCCCAGGGUUGACAAAUUGAAAGAACAAAUGGAAUUUAUGGCCAGGGUUAUGAAUGACUUUGUAACUGGGAUAAAAGAGCAAUUUCCGGAUAUCAUUUUAAGUUCCAACGUCGUGGAAGCCGUGGAAUCUGCACAACAAAUUGUUAGAAAACAGGUUCCCAAUGCAAGAAAUGCCCCUAAUAUAAAUAUAAAUAGAGAAAUACAUUCUCCGGAAAUAACAGAUCGUGCCGUUCAAGAUGGGCAACUUGCAGAUAUUUAGUGGAUGGGAAAUUUAUUAGUGGAUAUGCAAUAAGAGUUUUUAGACUACUUUUGGACUGCUGCUCAUCAUUUUGAUAAUUUAAUAUUUAGAAUUAUAUUGUUGAACACUUUUGUGUAGAACAUCUAAUGUCAUUGUUUAAGAAGGUUAUGCUCAUUAUUUCCCCCUUUAUUAAUUAAUAUCCCAUGAUGAGUUUCAAUCAUAAAUUUGUGAGCUUUUUUUCAAACUCCAUUUGUUGUCAUUGUGGAUCCUGGAUGGCACAUUUUUUGAUAAUCAAGUUCCAUAUUUUUU